Diceros bicornis minor is the source of this 612-nucleotide messenger RNA. RefSeq names its product surfactant protein C (gene SFTPC). Gene Ontology annotation, biological process: respiratory gaseous exchange by respiratory system. NCBI's taxonomy places the organism in Eukaryota, Metazoa, Chordata, Mammalia, Perissodactyla, Rhinocerotidae. The transcript is spliced from 5 exons. The record is from RefSeq and is a predicted model, not a curated record. Bases 1 to 612 code for a protein of 203 amino acids. Gene Ontology annotation, cellular component: extracellular region; alveolar lamellar body.
AUGGAUGUGGGCAGCAAAGAGGCCUUGAUGGAGAGCCCACCGGACUACUCAGCAGCCCCCCGGGGCCGGUUUGGCAUCCCCUGCUGCCCUGUGCACCUCAAACGCCUUCUCAUCGUGGUCGUGGUGGUGGUCCUUGUCGUCGUGGUGAUUGUAGGGGCCCUGCUCAUGGGUCUUCACAUGAGCCAGAAACAUACUGAGAUGGUCCUAGAGAUGAGCAUUGGGGGGCCAGAAGCCCAGCAACGCCUGGCCCUGAGUGAGCGUGUGGGUACCACUGCCACCUUCUCCAUUGGCUCCACUGGCAUCGUAGUGUAUGACUACCAGCGGCUCCUGAUUGCCUACAAGCCAGCCCCAGGAAGCUGCUGCUUCAUCAUGAAGAUGACUCCAGGGAGCAUCCCCAGUCUUGAGGCUCUCACUAGAAAAUUCCAGGACUUCCAGGUGGGUGUGUGGGUGAGAAGGAGUGAGUGCUCUUUCCAGGCCAAGUCUGCAGUGGCUACCCCUAAGCUGGGCCAGGAGGAGGACCGUGAUGGUGACUCGGCAUCCUCCAAGGACCUGGAUUUCCUGGGUACCACUAUGAGCACCCUGUGUGGCGAGGUGCCCGUUUACUACAUCUAG